This is a messenger RNA of Clarias gariepinus (North African catfish), 1973 nucleotides long. RefSeq names its product zinc-binding protein A33-like. Gene Ontology annotation, molecular function: zinc ion binding; protein binding. The record is from RefSeq and is a predicted model, not a curated record. The transcript is spliced from 6 exons. Lineage: Eukaryota; Metazoa; Chordata; Actinopteri; Siluriformes; Clariidae. Bases 75 to 1511 code for a protein of 478 amino acids.
UGCGCGUAUGAUAUAGCAUUUCAACGAGAUGAUUUUUUGCUUCGUAACUAACAGAAGGUGAAUAAGGACAAAGAAUGGCAGCGAGAGAAUACUUCCCAGAGACGGACCUCUUAUGUCCUCUGUGCCACUGUAUCUACACAGAUCCUGUCAUCUUGUCCUGUAGUCAUAACUUCUGUAAGGUUUGCCUGGAUAACAGUUGGAAGAAGAAAAUUAUUCUUAAAUGUCCAUCGUGCAAGAAACGGUCUUCAAAAACCGUGCCUCCAAACUUGCGCUUAAAAAUGUUGUGUGAUAGAUUUCGUCAGGACAAAAAAGAGUCAGCUGCACCUCAGAUGUUGUGCAGUGUGCAUAACGAAAAACUCAAGCUCUUCUGCUUUGAGGACGAACAGCCAGUGUGUGUUGUGUGCCAAAGCUCCAAAAUGCACAGAGAGCACAAUUUCAGACCCCUGGAUGAGGCAGCGCAAGAACAUAGGGAAGAGGUUAAAUCUAGACUGUCAACACUGCAAGACACGCUUGAUUUGUUUCUCAAAGCAAAGUCGACAUGUGAUCUUAACAUACAACAUAUUAAGAACCAGGCCCAACACACAGAAAAGCAAAUUAAAAACAAGUUUGAGAAACUUCACCAGUUUCUACAAGAGGAAGAGAUGAAACACAUAUCGGCACUGAAGAAGGAGGAGAAUGAGAAAAUGCAAAUGUUAAAUGAUACCUCCAACGACAUAACCAAUAAGAUUGUACAGCUGUCAGCAACUAUCAAAUCUAUCCUAGAAGAAAUAGCGACCAAUGAUAUAACUUUUCUUAAGAACUACAAAGCUACUCUUAAAAGAACUGAGUGUGAGCUGAAGGAUCCUGAAGUAGAGUCCGAAUUAUUGAUUGAUGUGGCAAAGCAUCUGGGCAACCUGCAGUUUACAGUGUGGGAGGAGAUGGCGAGUAUCGUUGAUUAUUAUCCUGUGAUUCUUAAUCCUAACACUGCACACCCGUGUCUCAAACUUUCAGAUGACCUAACUGAGGUCGUGUGCCAAGAUCAGCAUGAGCAGCUUCCUGAAAACCCAGAGAGAUUUGACCAUUAUUUGUGGGUCUUAGGCUCUAAGGGCUUUAAUUCAGGGACUCACUGCUGGGAGGUCGAGGUGGGAAACAGUGCGGAAUGGGCUCUAGGUGUUGUGACAGGCUGUGUAAGAAAACAUUUCUACAGGGUCGGUGUAUGGAAAAGUCUUUGCCAAAACGCCAGAUACGGUGCCAGUGCCUAUGGAAAGUCAACCAUCAUCUUUAAGUUUGAGAAGGACCUGCAGAGGAUCAGAGUGUUGCUGGACUGGGACAACGGUCACGUCUUGUUCUCAGACCCAAUCAGUGGCAGGAAUCUAAAAAUAUUUUUCCACAAUUUUACAGAAAAAGUCUAUCCAUACUUCUGCAAUCAGUGUAAAAGUCACCCUCUGAGAAUUUUACCAGAGGAGACUUUUGAAAAAGUACGAGAGUCUGAUUGCAGAACAAGUAUGCUUGCUUAUGACUCCUCUGUUUAGUGGUGUACAUCGUUGUGAGAGAUAGAAAAGGUAAAAAAAAAAGAAUAGCAGGAACUUUACACAUCACCAAACCUAUUGAUGCUCAGCAUUCAUGACAACAGGAUGUUUUUUUUCACCUACCGCAACAGAAAAGCAUUUGCUUAACACUGGAACUUUCAUUCUCUCAACACUGCCGCAGCCACCUGUGGAUCAAGAGCGCAGAUUGUAUAAAAGCUGGAUUAACCCUUUGUAACAUCACCCAAGAGCAGUUUUGAAGCUUAACUCUGGGAGCUCUGAUUAUAACCAUCUUGGCAGGUUAAUCCGUAAAUGAGCUGGCGGUUGGUUGGAACACUCCUACAUACCACAGUUACCACAAGCUAGCUAGCUCUAGCUUUAGUUUAGCUGAAAUGCUAAGAUGGCUAACAUUAAUUUAUAUGCUAAAGAUGAACGUUAUCCCAUGUAAACUCAUACAUUUCUUGUGAU